CGGGGACUUUGAUGGGCAUUCGAAACGGGUUUUGAGCUGUUGUUUUAAGCCAACAAGACCCUUUCGCAUUGUCACAUGCGCUGAGGAUUUCCUGGUAAAUUUCUAUGAAGGGCCUCCUUUCAAAUUCAAGCAGUCUCACAGAUGGGAGUAAGUUUAUCACUGUAAGCUCAGAUAAGAAGGGUCUUAUUUUUGAUGGGAAGACUGCGGAGAAGAUUGGAGAGCUUUCAUCGAAAGAUAGCCACAAAGGCAGCAUUUAUGCUCUUAGCUGGAGUCCUGAUGGCAAACAGAUUUUGACUGUGUCCGCUGACAAGUCGGCGAAAGUAUGGGAUAUAUGUGAGGAUGGUAAUGGGAAGGUGAAUUAAACAUUGACAUGUCCUGGAUCAGGUGGAGUGGAUGACAUGCUUGUUGGUGGCCUAUGGCAGAAUGAUCAUAUAGUUACUGUUUCACUUGGUGUUGAUCAGGAAAGGGGUGAGGAAGAGCCUCCGCAGACGAGAGAGGAGAGUAGGGAUCGAUUGGCGGUGAGGUUGGUUCGGGCUGAGAUGGGCGCGAACCCAGUCGACUAGUGCUCGAACCCAUUUCAAAAAGAAGAAGACGAAAGCUUCAGAAAUGAAUAAAGAGAUUGAGAUUGAUGAUAAUGGAAGCACGACCUAACUAAGAAAGAAGGGUCAGAGAGAGAGAGACAGAGACAGGAUCUAAAAAGAAAAAUCUGACAUUGAGGGUAUUUGAGGAAGUGCAAAAAAUGUUGUGUUGAAAUAUUAUUAAAAAAGUGAAGGGGUGUGUAGUUUGCAAA
Molecule: messenger RNA, 790 nt
Organism: Rosa chinensis
Lineage: Eukaryota; Viridiplantae; Streptophyta; Magnoliopsida; Rosales; Rosaceae
Product: actin-interacting protein 1-2-like
Exons: 3
Coding region: 105-362 (85 amino acids)
Biological process (GO): actin filament depolymerization; positive regulation of actin filament depolymerization
Cellular component (GO): cortical actin cytoskeleton
Molecular function (GO): actin filament binding
Source: RefSeq, a predicted model, not a curated record